AACAUGUUGCAAAUCAAGAAGAUGCCAGCUUACCAUGAUGUUGAUGGUUUUAGAAUACCACAAUCAAUGUCACCCAAUUGUUUAAGAGGAACUAUACAAUAUAAACCAAAAGAUGACGAUGUAUUUAUUGUUACUUUUCCGAAAUGCGGAACAACCUGGACCCAACAUAUUGUUUACAACAUAUUAAACAAAGGAGAAGAAAUAAAAAAUUUCAAAGAAUUCAUUAUUCGAUGCCCUUUUAUGGAAUUUUCAGGACCUCAGUCGGCGGAAAUUAUGCCACGUCCCGGAGCCAUCAAAACACACCUGCCAUUUCAUUUGAACCCUUAUUCUCCUAAAGCCAAAUACAUCUAUGUAGCUAGAAACCCUAAAGACUGCUGUGUUUCCUUUUACCAUCACACGAAGAUGCUCACAGAGUAUCAGUUUACAGAUGGAACAUUCGACGAUUUUUUCGAAAUCUUCCUAAAUGGAGAAACCGAUUUUGGGGAUUACUUCGACAAUCUUUUAUCGUGGUACAAGCAUCGAAGUGAUCCUAACGUCUUGUUUCUCAUCUACGAAAACAUGAAAUCUGAUACUCGUGGUGCUGUUUUCAAAAUUGCCGAAUUUUUGGGUGAGGAUUAUGCAACCAUGCUAAACUCCGAUGAAAAAUUGGUUGAGAAGAUUCUUUAUCAAACAAGCGCAGAGUAUAUGAAGAAGAAUGUAAAUGAACAGAUAAAAGAAUAUGAAAACAAGGAACAAAAUGUCCAAGAAGAUGUUCCAGAAGGAAUUAAGUACUGUAACGAAUAUAUGAAGAAAAAUAACAUUAAACCCAUGGAUGACGUUCAAUUUGUAAGAAAGGCAGUUGUUGGCGACUGGAAAAAUUAUUUCACGCCAGCUCAGUCUAAAAGAUUGAUGGAAAAAUUUGAAAAAAGAACAAGAGAAACCAACAUUCCCCUUCUCUGGCCUGGUUUGUUUUCUGAUGUUGAAAUAAAAUGAUAUGUUUCAAGUAGUUUUUUUUUU
Messenger RNA from Limulus polyphemus (Atlantic horseshoe crab), 996 nucleotides. RefSeq names its product sulfotransferase 1C2A-like. Gene Ontology annotation, biological process: sulfation. The transcript has a single exon. NCBI's taxonomy places the organism in Eukaryota, Metazoa, Arthropoda, Merostomata, Xiphosura, Limulidae. Gene Ontology annotation, cellular component: cytoplasm. Gene Ontology annotation, molecular function: sulfotransferase activity. The record is from RefSeq and is a predicted model, not a curated record. Bases 4 to 972 code for a protein of 322 amino acids.